Messenger RNA from Fukomys damarensis (Damara mole-rat), 801 nucleotides. Its product is annotated as melanoma-associated antigen 11-like. Bases 1 to 801 code for a protein of 266 amino acids. Lineage: Eukaryota; Metazoa; Chordata; Mammalia; Rodentia; Bathyergidae. The transcript has a single exon. The record is from RefSeq and is a predicted model, not a curated record. Gene Ontology annotation, biological process: negative regulation of transcription by RNA polymerase II. Gene Ontology annotation, cellular component: nucleus.
AUGACUUCUAGUCAGAGGAGCCAAUGCAGCAAGGGCUCCAGCUGGCAAGAAUCGAAGGAUCCAAGCCCCUCAGAGGAUGUAAUCAUCCCUCAGAUACUGCGCCAUGUGUUCUUAAAUGACAAGUUAGAAAAAUUGGUGCCAUUCCUGUUCCACAAGUAUCAAAAGAAUGAGCUGAUCACCAUGGAAGAAAUGCUGAACACUGUGGACCAUGAUUACCAUAAACAGUUCCCUCUGAUCUUCAGGGAUUUCUGUAAGUGCCUGUCUGUAGGCUUUGGCAUUGAUAUGAGGGAAGUGGAACCCCUUAGCCACAUAUAUGUCCUUGUCCCCAUAUUAGGCCUCACUUACAAUGGAUUACUGAAUGAUGAGCAUAAGAGCUUUCCUCCAAUCAGUGUCCUGAUAGUCAUCCUGACUAUCAUCUUCAUAAAGGGCAACUGUGCCAGUGAGGCAGACAUAGCAGAAGUACUGAGGAUUAGGAAGAUGUUAGCUCAGAAAGAUAAUAUUGAAAUUGGGGAGCCCUGGAAAUUCAUCACCGUGGAUUUGGUACGGGAACAGUACUUGGAAUAUCGGCAGGUUCCUAAUAGUUACCCAGCUUCUUAUGAGUUCCUGUGGGGUCCAAGGGCCCAUGCUGAAACCAGCAAGAUGAAACUUCUAGAACAUUUGGCCAGGCUUCAUAGGAGAGAUCCCCGUUCCUACCCAAUUCUGUAUGAUGAGGCUGUGAGAGAGGAACAAGGUAUAGUCAAGGCCUUCAAAUGGGCCAAGUGGAUUCCAAAGAUAUGGAGUGUUCCAAAGCCACAUGACUAG